GUCGUUCGCCUGCUUUUUGCUUUCAAACUUUUAUUGUGAAAUAUUACUGGAAACAUGAACAGCCAGAGUUCUUAUUUAACUUUGCUAACAGUAAUGUCAGUAACCGAGCUUAGUGUUAUAUUUACAUUUUUCUAAUAACUGGUUGCUUGUUUCUCCAGGUUUGGGAUGAUCCUACGAUCGAGGACUUUUUCUGUCCUGAGGACAUUGAUGGGCCUCUGGAUGUCCCUCAAGAUGCUCCUUUCCUGCCCACAGAUAGCGUCCCUCCCAUGGUCCCUCCCUACACAGAUGCUCCUCCCACCUGCACUGACCCUCCCCCAAUCCUGCUCUGCCACCAUGUGUCGUCCCCGCCAUCACUGUCACUCCCCCCGUCACUCCCUCUCCAUCAGUCAGCAGCGUCCGUCCCCGCACUCCUUCCCCGCCCAAAGCUCACAUUAAAAAAAACCCAAACUCUUUCAUGUUGUUUCUUCAGUAGCAGCGCCCCCUUGAGGUUGCGCAGUAUGGCAUCACAGACUGCUGCUGUGAACAAGAUUCUGGGACAGAUGUGGAAAUUCCUCUCUGAAACAGAGAAAGAAAAAUAUCACCGACAGCAGAGAGAGGAGAGCGACCGGGACUACGCACUGCACGCAGAGUGGAGGCCCACCAAGACUGCCAAAAAGAGAAAGUCUGACAGUCAGACGGGGACUGAAGGUGAGACUUUUGAUUAAAUAUUUCCCCAAAAGACUUUAAAGAAACACAGCAGCCUUUUCAAAU
Thalassophryne amazonica is the source of this 750-nucleotide messenger RNA. RefSeq names its product transcription factor 7-like 1. The transcript is spliced from 3 exons. The coding region runs from base 267 to 704 and encodes 145 amino acids. The record is from RefSeq and is a predicted model, not a curated record. NCBI's taxonomy places the organism in Eukaryota, Metazoa, Chordata, Actinopteri, Batrachoidiformes, Batrachoididae.